UCAUAUACAGAAAACGUCCUAUCAAGGGGAGGAGGACAGCAGCUAUUUGACAUAUAUGACGUUACAGUCCAGUUUAAACAUUCCUGCACCAAGUACAAGGAUCCAUUCAGCACUACAGAGAUAGACUUACCAUUUUCCUCUGCCUUACAGAAAGCAGCAAACAGGAAGCAUGAAGUGGUUCAUCUGUGUGGGAAUCUUCUUUAUCUGUUUGGCCAACCAUGUAGCCUAUGCCAGGAAUAUUCCGGAAGGAGUGCCUUAUGAUGAACCACCGGCAGUGCCCUACUGGCCCUACAGCACCAGUGACUUCUGGAGAUAUGUGGAAUAUUUUCGCACCAUAGGGGCCUACAAGCACAUCGAUGAAAUGGCCAGAACAUUUUUCGCUCACCAAUCGCUUGGAGACACCCUGGGGUUCGAGGCGGCACAGCAGGAACCUUAAAAACCUAAUACCACGUUUGCCACUUGUUUAAUGAUAGGCUUCAUGGCGCUAUAAUAUUAGAAGCUUUAGUACAGGAUUUCAAACAAAAUGUAGAGUUAGAGCAAAUGAAUGUAAAACAAUUUUUACAGUUAUACGCUUAGCUUGAUACAAAAUGUAAAAAGCAUGCCAUUCAAUGUAAUAAUAUUGUGUUGACACAAGAAUGCAAUACUGUACUAAUAAAG
Messenger RNA from Lepisosteus oculatus (spotted gar), 657 nucleotides. It is a transcript of the gene otos, whose product is annotated as otospiralin. The record is from RefSeq and is a predicted model, not a curated record. Gene Ontology annotation, biological process: sensory perception of sound. NCBI's taxonomy places the organism in Eukaryota, Metazoa, Chordata, Actinopteri, Semionotiformes, Lepisosteidae.